Neofelis nebulosa (Clouded leopard) is the source of this 2658-nucleotide messenger RNA. It is a transcript of the gene PAAF1, whose product is annotated as proteasomal ATPase associated factor 1. The record is from RefSeq and is a predicted model, not a curated record. The transcript is spliced from 12 exons. Gene Ontology annotation, molecular function: protein binding. NCBI's taxonomy places the organism in Eukaryota, Metazoa, Chordata, Mammalia, Carnivora, Felidae. Bases 47 to 1165 code for a protein of 372 amino acids.
UUCCGGCGAAGAGCGGAAGAGGCGGGCAGGUGGAGGCGGGGUUAAGAUGGCGGCGCCUUUGAGGAUUCAGAGCGACUGGGCCCAAGCCCUCAGGAAGGAUGAAGGGGAAGCCUGGCUGAGUUGUCACCCCCCAGGGAAACCAACUUUGUAUGGUAGCCUGACUUGUCAAGGAAUUGGCCUCGAUGGCAUCCCAGAAGUUACAGCUUCAGAAGGAUUUAUUGUGAAUGAAAUAAAUAAGAAAAGCAUUCAUAUUUCUUGUCCGGAGGAAAAUGCAUCCUCGAAGUUUUUGGCACCAUACACUACUUUUUCCAGAAUUCAUUCCAAGAGUAUAACGUGCCUGGACAUUUCCAGUGGAGGCGGCCUUGGUGUGUCUUCUAGUGCUGAUGGGAGCAUGAAGAUCUGGCAGGCUUCCAAUGGCGAGCUCAGAAGAGUAUUGGAAGGACAUGUGUUUGAUGUGAAUUGUUGCAGGUUUUUCCCAUCAGGCCUUGUGGUUCUGAGUGGGGGAAUGGAUGCCCAGUUGAAGAUCUGGUCAGCUGAAGAUGCUAGCUGUGUGGUGACCUUCAAAGGUCACAAAGGAGGUAUUCUGGAUACAGCCAUUGUUGAUCGGGGCAGGAAUGUGGUGUCUGGUUCUCGAGACGGAACAGCACGACUUUGGGAUUGUGGGCGCUCAGCCUGUCUGGGAGUCAUCGCAGACUGUGGUUCUUCCAUCAAUGGAGUGGCUGUGGGUGCUGCUGACAACUCCAUAAAUCUUGGCUCCCCUGAGCAGAUGCCCAGUGAACGGGAGGUUGGAACAGAGUCGAAAAUGCUGCUGUUGGCACGGGAAGAUAAGAAACUUCAGUGCUUGGGACUGCAGAGCAGGCAGCCGGUGUUCCUCUUUGUUGGCUCAGAUGCCUUCAACUGCUGCACUUUUCUCUCUGGCUUCUUGUUAUUGGCUGGGACACAAGAUGGAAACAUUUAUCAGCUGGACGUGAGGAGUCCGAGGGUUCCAGUACAAGUCAUCCACAGGUCAGGAGCACCGGUUCUGUCCCUGCUAAGUUUCAGAGAUGGAUUCAUUGCUAGUCAAGGUGAUGGAAGCUGUUUCAUUGUCCAACAAGACCUAGACUAUCUCAUUGAGCUCACUGGGGCUGACUGUGACCCUGUGUACAAGCACUUCCAUAUUUUCUGAUACUACAAGAUAUUCAAGCUUCAUCUUAUACUUCCCCACCCCAGUCCUGGAAUCAGUCAUUUGUCUAGAUGGCUUCAGUUCUUUUUAGUGGAGAAUGGAUUUGGAAAUCAAGUCUGGGCACUAUAUGGAUAUUCUUUGUUUUGGGGGUAUUGCUUCUAGUCCCUACCAGUGGACAGUACAUAUAUAUGUCUAUAUUUCUACAUCCAGCAUUCUAGAUAUACACUAAAGUUCAUGAGUUCACAUUGAUGUCUCCCAAUUCCAGUCCAACUCCACUGGGAUUAUUCUAGUCUGCAUACGUACCUCCUUCCUCCAAAAGUGAGAAACUUGGCUCUCAUAAUCCUCAAUAUGUCACUUAUUUGCUCAAUACUUCUGUGAGUAACCAAUCUGACAACUACACAAACCACCUCCCCUUUCACUCCAGCCCCUGCACACUUGGUGCCCCUUACAUGGAGUCCCCUGCAUUCACCUCAGCCAGUCCCAGGCUGAGCAAGGUUCUCACCCAACCCUCUGGGUUUAAUUUUUAAUAACAUCUUUUUUUCUGGUAAUAAGAGUAAAAUAUGGCCAAUCACAUGAAAAGAUGCUCAACUUCAGUGGUUAAAUAAAUGGAAAUUAAAAUCCACAAGAAAGCUCAGAAAUGCAAAAAAUAAAAAAUAAUGCCAUAUUUUUACUUUACAAAGAAGCAACUGUGGCUAAGAAAUCAGUUUAAAGGGGCGCCUGGGUGGCUCAGCUGGUUAAGUGUCCGACUUCAGUUCAGGUCAUGAUCUCAUGGUUCAUGAGUUUGAGCCCCGCAUCAGGCUCUGUGCUGACAGCUCAGAACCUGGAGCCUGCUUCCCAUUCUGUGUCUCCCUCUCUCCCUGCCCCUCCCCUGCUCAUACUUUGUUUCUCUCUCUCUCUCAAAAAUAAAUAAAACAUGUUAAAAAAAAAAAAAAAAAGGAAUAUUCUUUAUUGAAGGAAUGUUGCCCCUGUGUGCCCCUCUCUGUUUAGUAUUCUCUUGCUUUUAUUUAUUAUUUUACUUACUCACUACUAUGCAUGUACUUGUUAAUAUUUAACUAGCUCACCAGAAGGAAAAAAAUGGCCCUGAUAGCAUUUGCCAGUUUGUUCCAAGCUGUUACAACCAGCUCCAGCAGAGCAAUCACUACAUGUAUUCCUAACAACAUAUUUAUCUUUUCAUGUUUUUGAACAUUAUAUAAGUGGCAUCUUUUAUGCAAAUGGUAUGUAUUUGUGUGUGUGACUUAUUUGCACAAAGGCUGUAUAGUAUUCACUGUUAAUGCUGAACAUUUGGGUAUGCGCAUCAACUUUGCAAGUUUUCUGAUGUGGUUAUUCUAAUUUACACUGACAAAAUAGCAGUGUCUGAGAGUUCCUUUUUCUUUUACAUACUCACCAAUUCUUGAUGUCAAGUUUUUAUUUUAUUUCAAUUUUCUUUUAAAUUUCUUCUUUUUUUAAUUUUUUUAAUGUUUAUUUAAACAUUAAAACUCGUGAACCGUGAACCUUGA